Molecule: messenger RNA, 927 nt
Organism: Rotaria sordida
Lineage: Eukaryota; Metazoa; Rotifera; Eurotatoria; Philodinida; Philodinidae
Source: the annotation of a GenBank genome assembly
AUGGGACAAGAACAAGAAAUACUUGCACGACAUUAUCUUCAACAAACAAUUACAUUAGGUGGAUGGCUUUUAUUACAAAAUGCACAUUUAGGUUUAGAUUACCUUGAAGAAUUUUAUGAAACUCUUAUUGCAAUGGAUACAUUUGAUCCAUCAUUUCGUGUUUGGUUAAUAACUGAAACUCAUUCACAAUUUCCAAUUCAAAUUCUUCAAUCAUCAAUUAAAUUUACAAAUGAACCACCACAAGGUGCACGAGCUGGUCUUAAACGUACUUAUGGAUUAACUAAUCAAGAUAAACUUGAAUAUAUUGAAACAAUCUAUUGGCGUCCAUUAUUAUAUACUACUUCAUUUCUUCAUAGUAUCGUACAAGAACGUCGAAAACUUGGACCAUUAGGAUCGAAUAUUCUAUAUGAAUUCAAUCAAACAGAUUGGGAAGCAUUUGUACAAUAUAUUCAAAAUCAUUUGGAUGAUAUGAUUCCAAAAUUAAACAUAUCAUGGAAAGCUCUUCGAUAUAUGAUAUCAGAAAUUCAAUAUGGUGGUAGAAUAACUGACGAUCGUGAUCGUCGUUUAAUGAUUACUCAUGCUAAAAAAUGGUUUAAUGAUUUAUUAUUUUCAUCAGAUUUUAAAUUUUAUGAUGGUUAUUCAAUACCAAAAGUAAAACGUCUUGAUGAAUAUAUUGAUUAUGUUGAUAAAUUUCCAUUAAUUGAUCCACCACAAAUAUUUGGUCUUCAUUCAAAUGCUGAUAUAACAUAUUCAACAAAUCGGACAAAAUCUAUGCUUGAAAAAAUUAUUCAUAUACAACCAAAAGAAGCAAGUUCAAAUAUAUCUGGUAUUGAAACACGUGAUAAAAUUGAAUUAUUUAAUAGUAGUUGUAAAGAAACAUUUGAAGAUUUUGUUUCAAUAGAUGAUGAUGAAACGAUUACUGGUUGA